CUAGUAUGUUUUCUCUUUCUCACUCUCAAACCACACACACACACACACACACACAAUCAAUUCCUAAUGUAAUGUAAUGUAAAGAUGUAAGAUGUAAUUAUUAAUAAAAAAGGGGGGAUAUAUUCAGAAGUCUGUAUGUUUAAUGUGUUUUAAAGACAUAUUGCAAAAGGGGGGCCUCAGUCAAAUGUUAAUGCCAUUUGGGGGGCCUUGCCCUGGAAAAGUUUGGGAACCUCUGCACUAGCUGGCCUGUAGACUCCAUUUACGGUGAUUUGGUAUUCACGCAGAUUUCUUACGUGCCUACGUCACGGCGCGUACCGUGUGCGUGCAACGUCAUUACGCCAGAAGAGAAGUGCCAACAUGGCGUUUACCUUGUACUCCCUGAUUCAAGCGGCGAUUUUAUUUACGAAUGCCAUUGCUGUGUUGCACGAAGAAAGGUUUCUUAGUAAAAUCGGUUGGGGGGCGGAUCAAGGCAUCGGCGGCUUCGGAGACGAACCAGGAAUAAAAGCUCAACUUCUAAACCUUAUCCGAUCUGUCCGGACAGUCAUGAGAGUGCCUUUGAUAAUAGUAAAUGCAGUGUGCAUUGUGUUGUUAUUGCUGUUUGGAUGAACACUGACUCGGUAUGGAUCGUGGACUAACCGGCGAAAGAAAAUGGACUCUUUUUUUUUUUUUUUUUUUUUGUACAUGCAAUGUAAUUGUCUCACUGUUGUAUCCUGAUCAUACAGGAUUCAAGCGGCUAUUCCAAAGUUUUAUAUGUCUGGAUCUCGAUAAAUCCCUCUGUUUUGUUUGUCUGUAUAAUGUUGCUCAGUAGAGCUUUCAAGAGAGAGCUCAUGUCACUCUUAGUCCUGUUUACACGAUUCGUUCUUAAUAUCGAAGCUCUCUUUAACUGGUGAUGUCCCCGUCACUCCUGCAGCCAUAUCGUUAACGACAAACCUUUAGGGGCCCAUCUGUGUAGAGCUUAUUUAUGUCAUGUCAACAUUUCAGACUUUUUAAAAUCAGACACUCUUGACAUUGAGAGUGAAAGAAACGGUUAAGGGAGCAAGUCGUGUUGCGUGUUCUGUAAUUAUAGUCUGAUCUUGUCGAGGGAAAAAAAAAAAAAAAGGCUUCUGUGGUAACCUGCUCUCGGUCAGUUUCAUACAAAAUUCUGUGGACUGUUGUGGUUUGUUGCACCAGUAAUCACCAACCUCUGUGAGCCAGUCAAUGUUUUUAAUAAAAGAGCGUCUUUUCAUGUUUGA
Ictalurus furcatus (blue catfish) is the source of this 1232-nucleotide messenger RNA. It is a transcript of the gene ier3ip1, whose product is annotated as immediate early response 3 interacting protein 1. The coding region runs from base 358 to 606 and encodes 82 amino acids. NCBI's taxonomy places the organism in Eukaryota, Metazoa, Chordata, Actinopteri, Siluriformes, Ictaluridae. Gene Ontology annotation, biological process: endoplasmic reticulum to Golgi vesicle-mediated transport. Gene Ontology annotation, cellular component: COPII-coated ER to Golgi transport vesicle; Golgi membrane; endoplasmic reticulum membrane. The record is from RefSeq and is a predicted model, not a curated record. The transcript is spliced from 3 exons.